Molecule: messenger RNA, 2121 nt
Organism: Lycium barbarum (goji berry)
Lineage: Eukaryota; Viridiplantae; Streptophyta; Magnoliopsida; Solanales; Solanaceae
Product: ankyrin repeat-containing protein At5g02620-like
Exons: 3
Coding region: 599-1954 (451 amino acids)
Molecular function (GO): protein binding
Source: RefSeq, a predicted model, not a curated record
GUGAUAAUGAAAAGAGGACUACUCUAUUUGUACUUUAAAUGAGGUUAAAGUACAAUUAAAAUAAGGUAUAACAUAAUUUAAAUUAUAGGUAAAACACCCAGGUGAAAAAAUAUCAUGUAUAAUUAAAAAAAAAAAAAACAUGACAUUGAGGGUAACUGAAAAUACUAAGAGCAAAAUAGACAUUGCCAACAAUAGGAAGGAAAACCUAUUAAUCGUCGAACGUUGGAGCAAGAUUUACAUUUUUAAGCAAAAUUGAAUAGGGAAAAUGAUAACAGAACUUCUAACUUCGAAAACAAUCUAGAAAACUAGCUAGAGACCAGAUAAAGAGCGUAUAAAGCUGAUGUGAAUGUCCAUUAAGUGACUUUCUCUGGCAAAUUUUAUUUGUCGACAAAAAGUUCUUGUUAUUUUGUUCUGAUAGCAAUAAUGGGAAUCAUAUUCCCAAGCGGAAUUAAUCUUUCAUUUCUGUUUCUUCAAAUCCUGCAUCUUGACGAAGACUUCUACAAAGAAGCACAAAAAAGCUUCUCCUAUAAGUUGACGCAAUCUCUUUGAAGUUGGACGUCAAGAAUCUAUUGAGGGAGAAAAAAGAAAGAGGAAGAACAUGGAUAUUGAGAAGAGACUCUACAAAGCUGCAAUUGAAGGUAAUGUUGGAGUUUUACAAGAAUUACUUCAAGAAGAUGCUUUGGUUCUUGAUAGACUUACCUUAAAAAGCUUUAAAGAAACUCCCUUGCACAUAGCAGCAAUGCGCGGGCACAUUGAGUUUGUGAGGUUAAUUCUUAACGGAAAUCAACAUCUUGCUGCUGAACUGGAUUUCCAAAAUUCAUCAGCGCUUCACAUAGCUUCGGUAAAAGGGCACAUAGAAAUUGUUAAAGAUUUGUUGGCAGUGAAUCCUGAAAUGUGUCUGGCUCGUGAUCGCGAUGGUAGAAAUCCUCUUCAUCUUGCAGCCAUCAAAGGUCGAGUUGAAGUCAUCAAAGAACUUAUACAAAUCAAACCAGAUGAAGCUCUAGGAAUGAUCACUAACAAUGGGGAAAACAUUUUGCAUUUGUGUGUCAAGCAUAAUCAGUUAGAGGCUCUCAAGGUGCUGAUGGAAAUUGGAUUUGAUCAUGCGUUUUUUAACGCAAAGGAUAGUGAUGGCCACACCAUUCUGCAUUUGGCUGUUGCUGAUAAGCAAAUUGAGACCAUAGAGUUUCUUAGGAGGCAUCCUGCAUUUGAUCUGAAUGCACUGAAUGUAUGCGGAUUAACAGAGAUGGAUGAUCAAAUUCAAGUCCAUGGUGACAUUGAAGACAUUGAAAGUGGAGAAUCCAGUCGAUUUACAAGGCCACAUCGAAAGGAAGUCAAUCAUACUUCCCGGAGCGAAAUUAGUGAAUCUUCAAAAUAUACAUCACAGAAAAAAAAAUUGGAGCCAUUACAAAGAGAAGAUUGGAUAGAAAAGGACAAAAAUACUUUAAUGAUUGUGGCUUCGCUCAUUGCAACCAUGUCUUUUCAAGCUGGUCUCACCCCUCCUAGUGGAUUAUGGAAAGAGAUUCUUCCAGGAGAUACUGCAAUAGCAUCAUCUAGUCCGAGUCCUACAGCAGAUUCAUCAGUGAAGAGAGGAAAGUUCCUAUUAUCGAUUUAUUACAAUUAUAUAGUGUCCAAUACAUUUGGGUUUAUAGCAUCUUUGAGCAUCAUAUUACUGUUGAUAAGUGGCUUGCCUUUAAGGAAGAGAGGUUUCAUGUGGAUAUUGAAGUUUAUCAUGUGGAUUGCCAUCUCUGCAACCACAUACACUUACCUUACAUCUGUCACAGCCUUUACCCAUGAAAGCAUAAACCAUGAUGACAAAGUCAUAGAAUGCUCACUAAUGGUAUGGAUGGGAUUGAUGGCCUUCCUAUUCAUUAUCCAUACAAUCCGUUUGAUGGUGAAGGGCCUGAAGGCUGUUAGAAAGCUGAAGAAAUUUAUUGCCAAGAAGAGUAAUGAAUGAAUUCCAGCUAGUGUAAUAGUAAUGUCCUAGCUAGUGUGAACAAGUAAAAAACUCUAUCUAAUUUAUCUGAGGAUUCAUGAUCUCCAUGAUUGUAUUAGUACUCUUACAGUCUAGUACUUAUUUUAAAAUAUUUGAGUUUUAGACCUCUUUGAAUAGUAAUAUAUUGG